This is a messenger RNA of Blastocystis hominis, 1197 nucleotides long. RefSeq lists its product as hypothetical. Gene Ontology annotation, molecular function: ATP binding; ATP-dependent protein folding chaperone. The coding region runs from base 1 to 1197 and encodes 398 amino acids. The transcript has a single exon. The record is from RefSeq and is a predicted model, not a curated record. Lineage: Eukaryota; Bigyra; Opalinata; Blastocystidae.
AUGAGCACUGGUAGACGCAUCACUGGGUUGGAUUUGGGGAAUUAUAACAGUAAAGUCUGUAUCUUCAACAACGGCGAGCCUGUUGCCAUGUCACUGAAGCAGGGUUCCUUUUCCAUUCCAACUCUGAUAAUUAACUGUGACGGGGAGAAGCAGUAUGGAUAUCAAGCCUCCAUGAUAUCACAAACUAACAAGGAUCAUGUAGCAUUCGAGUUACUCUAUUAUUUACAUAUAAAGAAAAUGCUGAGUUUUAUGCAGAGGGAUGCACAUUCGAUCAUUCCAAGCUGGUCGCCAUUAAAGACUGGUGAGAGAGUAUUCUUUAAAUUGGGACACAAUGACUAUCUUGAUCUAAACGAUGCGAUCAAAGGUUAUGUGGAGUAUUUGUUGGAUUGUGCUUCGGAGUAUUUGUCUUAUGGGAAAACGGAUAUCCUUGCUGUGAGUGUACCCAUUUACCACAAUUUUGAAAUCAAAAACCAGCUCCCACAGCUUUUUGACGGUCUUUCUCUUUCUUACUCUUUGUUUUGGGAGCCUGAAGUGGGCGUGUUGGCUCAUAUCUAUAACCAAAAGAAAAGGCAGACAAAAGACUUUGUGUUGUUUUGUUCGUAUGGUUCUUUGUCCUUUGAUGUGGCUCUUGUGAGCACAAAGCAGAAUAUUCGGAUUGUGAAGGAGGAUGGUCGCUAUUCCGUAGAAUGUAAGCUGUUUGGAGGAAAGUACAACACGACGUUAAUUCGCAGGCAUUUGGACAACAUGUAUAAAGACUAUAAGUUGAAAGAUGUUUCAAAGUUACAGUCGAUAGCGGAGCAAAUCAAGCUUGCCUUCUAUACGGAAGAUGAAUACUAUUUUGAUUUGCAGGAAAUAGCGGACGACGCUCCGUCCUGUACGUUGUGCGUGGAGGAAGAGGAUAUUAGGAAGAUUCUUUCUGAACCCACCAAGUCUCUCUUGGAGGAAAUGCGCGGAGCUUUGAGCGGACAUAAUAUCUCCGAUACUGAAAUUGUGAUUUGUGGGAAAGAGGCGCGGUCGCCCAUUUUUAAAAACUCGGUGAUAUCGCACUUCAAUGAUUUUGAAGUGACGUGGUACGAUUAUGAAGAAGCGCUCUGUGCCGUGGGAGCUUGCCUCGCGCAGGCUCAUUGUAACAAUGGGAUCGAUGGGCUUUUGAAGUACAAGAUCGAUCCCAUAUACCGAAAAGAGCAUACAGACUAA